AUGUUUGAAGAUACUGAUGAUAACGAUAGUUCAAAACAAUCGAUUCAAGCAUUCUACUCGCAUCUGGAUUCAACCACCUGUGAACAGAUUGUGGGAAAACUUCGAGCAAAAAAUUUUACUAUUUCGACACAUGAACUCCAUAAAGAGAACGAAGAUCGAGAAAUAAUUUUUGACAACAUAUAUGAAAAUUCGCGCAAGGUAUCCGUUGUUCUCGUCUUUCUUUCUACAAGCUUUUCGCAAUCAAAAUCUUCUAAUACAAUAUUUUACUUAUCGUCCUCGAGCGGAAUACCGUUACUUUCUUUGAUUAUCGAAAAAGAUUUUGAACCCGUAGAAGAACUUGGUGUACUAGUUGCAAGGUACGGAUACGUGCGAUGGUCUGAUGAUCCGGAAGUCGCUUCUUCUAUUGACGAUGUUGAGAAACAAAUUCGUGAAUUGAUUCCACCACAUAUUCCAACAAAGUCAGAUUGUGAUGUUCUGGCAACGCUCGAUUCCAUUCUUGAUAUCCUCAACGAAGAAGAUAAUUCAAAAGUAGAUAUUGAUGAAAUCUGUCAGUCGCUUUGUGUAACUCUUAAGUCAACGAAAGAGAAUAUUGAAGAUCCAAAACAAUUAUUGCCUAUUGCUGUCGAAGUGUUUCUUCGAUACAACCUGAUUAUCGGUAAAAAUGAUGAUCAUUUUAUCAAGCUUAGCAAAGAUAUAGGCUCAGAAAUAGAUUCCUUUCUCCAGAAGUCUUUACUUGAUGCCGAAAAACAUGAUCCAUUUGGUGAGGAUCACAAACGAGCUCAAAUGACAUUUUCACGAGUGUUUAAUUCGUUAGCGACGUUUCCAACAACGAUUUACUUUCUGGAUAAAGGCUUUAUGUUGAAAAAUAGCAACCAUGCACGCAUUCUUUUUUGGGCUGCACGAAUUCUCUUAAUCGCCUCUUGUAGACGACUGUUCAAUACUGAACAAGAUGCCGUUAAAUUUCCUCAACAGCAGAUCGUUCUUCAGAUGUGGUUGAAAUAUGUCGAUGAGAAUACACAAAGUUUUAACUAUACUAAUCUUAUACCUAUGCUAUUGGCAAUUUUUCAGAACUUAUCGGCUAAUGUUGGUCUGGUGCCGCUCUUUGUAGAUGCAUGCUUUCCAUCGACAGUUGUGAGUUGGUUAUCAUCGAUAACUUGGAUGUUAAAUGAUAAACUGCAACUUAUUCCGUUGACUAUCAUUUAUAAUUUUGCUCGACAUAAAAGCGGAGUUGAUGCUCUAAACCAGUUGGGAACUAUCGAAAUACUGCAGAUACGUCAACCCUUUUUCAAGAGUAACACAGCUCGUCCAGAUGCCAAUACCUUAUAUCAUAUUACUCUAGCUUUGCUCUAUAAGCCAGAAAACAUUAAUCAUGAAUCAGUGGAAAUUGAAGCAAUCCUUAAAGAGCUUCUGUCAAAAACAUUAUUCACUUUUCAAGAUCCAAAGCUAACGUACGGUAUACUUCCUUUGAGAGAAUUUUUUCUAGCAUUCAAUAUAUUAUUUAUUAAUGAAGAACUCAUUACAAAGACUUUAGAACAAACAGUCGACGGUAAAUCUAUUGAUGCGAAUUUUUUUAUGGAUAUGUUCACAAAUACUCUCAAAGAAGAUAUUCUCGCCCAAACACUUUUAUUAAAUAUUAUGUAUCGGAUUACAUCAACAAAGAGCUUCAGGCAUCAAGUCAAGGAAAAUCAUGUAUUCGUGAAUACUCUCAAAAAGUUGAAGAGUAAAAGUAUGAAAAACAUUUACUUACCGAGAUACACAGUAGAUUUAUUAACUGCUGUAAAUGGCAUUUUGCGAAAUCUUAAUAUGAAAGAACAAAGUUCAACAGACAAGUCGGUAAAGAUGAAAGUAUUUUCUAACCAAUCAAAUUCUAUUAAAAAGAAAGUAAUGAUCAGCUAUAGUCACCAAAACAAAGGAUUUUGCAAGGCUUUGUCGAGCAAAUUAGAAGAGGAUUCACAGCUGAGCAUUUGGGCAGAUUGGAAAAGAUCGGGUCACAAUUAUGCAUGGAAGGAUAUUGGCACAAAUAUGGACAAAGCCGACGUGAUCAUUUGCAUCGUAACACAGGACUAUGUAGGCAGUCAGAACUGUAUGUGCGAGUUUCGAUAUGCGAUUGAAGAUUUAGAUAUGAAAAGUAAGAAUGGAUUGAUCCCGAUUCUAAUCGGUAGAGAUUAUAAACUGCCAGGUCACGUGGCUAUUCCAAUGAAAGGACCUGAUUAUAUUCGAUUCAAUGCUUACAAAGGUUUUGAUAUGGAAGUAGCUCCAUCUACUCAAGAUGAGUCCUUUACGAGCAAGUGUCAAGCAGUCCGUGAUAGAAUUUUAUAUGGUAGUAAUGAACAAGACAUAGAAAAAGACAAGACAGUAGUUUCCAAGACUGAUGACAAUAAAACAAAUACCAUCGAACCAAAGAUUGUCACUGCGCCAACAAAACCAGUUCAUGAAUGGACAGAACAAGACAUUGCUCAGUGGCUUGCAAGUAUUCCAGUGCCGCACGAACUUACUGCAUUGUGUAAAUUUCAAUCUGUCGAAGAACUUCUGGAUUAUGCACACGAUUUCAAAGUCAAUGAAACUAUUAUUUAUGUUGCUCUCAAAGAUGAAUUUAAAGAUAAAUAUGGAUCCACUUUACAAAGAAAGCACUAUUUAUCUCUGAAAAAUGCAUUUGAACAGUUAUUGGUCGAUAACCAAUCUAAAGAUGAACUUAACGUCCAAAAAUCUUCUCAAACACAAACUAAUACAAUAACAUCACGUUCUUGUAUGCUAAUGUAG
Molecule: messenger RNA, 2760 nt
Organism: Adineta ricciae
Lineage: Eukaryota; Metazoa; Rotifera; Eurotatoria; Adinetida; Adinetidae
Source: the annotation of a GenBank genome assembly